Molecule: messenger RNA, 2840 nt
Organism: Motacilla alba alba
Lineage: Eukaryota; Metazoa; Chordata; Aves; Passeriformes; Motacillidae
Exons: 2
Coding region: 37-837 (266 amino acids)
Source: RefSeq, a predicted model, not a curated record
AGCAAACCCGAAUAGCAAGAGGAGUUGCGAAGAGGGAUGGGAUUCGCUGGGGUAGAUGUGGGUUGUUUUUUUUUUUUUUUUUUGGUGGUGAUGGAAGCGAUUCUCGAGAAAAGAAUAACAAAUUGUGGGAUCUCAGCCGCAGGUAGGAGGAGAGGGGCUUUGCCCACGCAGGUGGAGCACAGACGAGACCGCACCGAGGAGCGGGAGGCCGGAGCCAACCGGGAGGGUCGGAGAGCGCCGGGGGCUCAUCCCGGCAGCCGCGGCCGGGGGGUGACGCUCCCCUCGGGGCGGAGGGGGCGCGGGGAGCCGGGACCGAGCUGGGGGGAGCGCUGGGGCUCCCGGGGGCAGCUCCCGGUGCGGGGCACGGCGGGGCCAGGGCUCGGCUCGGGGGCAGCUCCUGCAGGCUGCGGGUGGCGCGGCACCAGCCUCUCCUCCUCCUCCUCCGCCUCCUCCUCCUCCUCCUGCGCCAGCAAUCCAGCGAGCCACGGCGGCGAUACCGACCGGGUAAGAGCAUACCUGGUCCCCACCCUCGGCCAGCCCUUUGUUUCUCAUCUUUUUAUUUCAUAUUUUGCGCAGCCCUGCUCCCCGGACCCCGGCGCGGAAGGGCUGCGGAGAUCCCUGAGAGGGGAAGCGGAUUUUGGGAGCGAACCCGAGGCCAGGAGCGGUUGCGGGGAGAGGGGAUGGGCGGAAAUUUCCCUCCUCAUCACCCGAGUCCCUCUCCUGCCCCGGGUAAGCGGAGCAUCGCCCCUCCGUUUCCCCCGCUUCUCGAUGCUUCCAGGCUCUCGGCAUGGAAAUAAUGACCUGGCUCGGUGCAAAAAUCACCCUUUCCUCGCAUAGCGGAAUGCGUGCGGAAUUUGAAGGUUUCUUCUUCUCUCUAGUGGUGUCCUAGGCUGAACUUGCUUUGCAGCUCCUUCACACCAAAGGGAGCUUAAAUCAGCCAAGGAGGAUUUUGAGUCUGACCUACCUCAGCCUCCCAAUGAAAGAGAUUGACUUCAUUAGUCCCUGGCUCAGACACUUCAUGAUAAGGUGGAGUUUCUAUUCCAUGGCAUCCAGAGAUGCAGUGGACAUAGUCUGGUCUUUAUUUCACUAUGUUGCUCUCUUUCCCUCCCUGCUACCUCCUUUCACCUACAGAGCAGGACAACUUGGUUUCCUCAGGUUGUAUCAACUCUUCUGGUUCUUUUCCACUUUAGAAUAAGAAUAUUCUGAUAUUAUUCACUUCAUAGAAUCAUAGAAUUAUGGAAUCGUUCAUUUGGGAAGGGACCUUAAAGAUGAUCUAAUUCCAGUCCCUUUCCCCAUUCCACUAGAACAGGCUGCUCACAAAAGAUUAUGUCCAUUACCAAAAGGUUAAAAAAGUUACUUUGGAAUUACGACACAGGUCUUUCCCUCUGGUCAACUCCAAGACCUAAUUGCCACCAUAGUUUGACUUGAGCCCCUAAAAUCAUUCUGAAGCAGAGUUAAAGGGUUGUAGAGGAUUAUGGUGCCUUUUGUUCAGUGGUGUUAAUAAUCUAUGGCCCUAAAAUAUGAUAUUAUAAAAUCUCAUUUUAGGGCAGAGUACUGAAGUCACAAACAAUGGAACAAACUGUACUUAAACGAGGCAGAAACUUACAUCACCCCAAAAAUGCUAAAUCCAGACUGGGACCCUGUCUGCAGCAGAAUCAUGUGAGGGAGGAGUGGCACAUCAAAUUCUCUCUUCCCAAAAGCCUUGUGGCCCUGAAUUAGGGGUCAUUAGAGUCCUUUGUCCUGUAAAUCUGCAUUGAACAGCAGUGUAUACCUGUGUAAACACAUUUUAACAGCUUAUCCCGUAGCAUUUUUUUUUUUCUACUUAGUAUGAUCAACUUUUUGGUCCUCUUUCUUCCAGGACCUGCUAAGUGCUUCUCUUUAACUACUGAAGAAUGUAAUUUAUUAAGGCAGUUCAGUAGCUAGCCUUAGUUUACAACAGGCAAACCUAUUAUGCAAACAAUACUGUCACCUUCUUGCAGUGACUUCCUUCUCCCAGCUUUAAUGAAUUCCCUGCAUGCUACUCUGCUGUAAAUUCUCCAUCUCAAAAUUCCAUCCGCUAUGUGAUGUGUCAGGGGAAACCACACUUGACUUUUGAAACAGUUGGGAGGAGCAGAAUGAUAACCUACUAAAGUGCCUUGCCCUUAACAGAAAUUAUGGCAAGCAAUUAAAGUUGGAGCAAAAAGACUUAAGCUUUGGACUGCUUAUGUUCUUAGUGCUUUAACUUGGGUGAAAUUUUUUUUAGAAGUCUCAUUUGAAUGUCAAAUUUGCAUAUUUAUCCAGAAAACAUAGGGAGUGCUUAAUUGCCUGUGUCCAGCAUUCAUAUUUUGCUUGGGAAGCAAUGCUUCACAUAUUCAUGAGGUUCAUUUCUAGCUACUGUUUGCACCCAUAAAUUGCCCUGCGUAUCUAAACAAGCCCAGUAGUUGCUCAUUACAGAAACAAAUGUGCCAUAUUUAGCACAGAUCAGAGACACCUGGUCACAGAGGAGAUGUUUCUGCUCCACUGGUGCAGUGGGCCUGGCUGGGCUGGGGUUCAUGCUCCCAGAGCAGCCCUCAGUGCUGUGCUUGGCCCUGGGAGCUGGAGAGGAGCAGAUAACACACCAGCUUUGGCUGCUGCUGGGCAGGGCUGGCACAGCUCCACUCUGUCUCUCAACAUUCUCUGCCAGGGAAUGCCAGGCCAGCUGCCCCAGACUGACCAAAUGGACAUUCCAGAGCAUAUGACAUCAGCUCAGAGACAAAAGCUAAGUGGGGAUGGAGGACUGGGGAGGAGGAUGUGUCAUUUACAACAUUUACCUUCCAGAGCAGCAGCUCUGUUAUAAAUAAGAAGCUUGACUAGGCCAAUAU